Molecule: messenger RNA, 3535 nt
Organism: Arvicanthis niloticus (Nile rat)
Lineage: Eukaryota; Metazoa; Chordata; Mammalia; Rodentia; Muridae
Gene: Llgl2
Product: LLGL scribble cell polarity complex component 2
Biological process (GO): Golgi to plasma membrane transport; regulation of Notch signaling pathway; regulation of establishment or maintenance of cell polarity
Cellular component (GO): cytoplasm; plasma membrane; cortical actin cytoskeleton
Molecular function (GO): GTPase activator activity; myosin II binding
Source: RefSeq, a predicted model, not a curated record
GCCGUGCCGGAGGUGAGCAGGAAGCAGACGGCCGCCCUGCAGCCCGUGGGCCGGAGCAGGGAACCGGAGUGGUGGGUGACGGCCGCUGAGAGACGCCGAGGCCUCGGGCAGGGCCCGGCCCGCGAUUGCAGGUCUGUGGUGGGGGCCACAAACUAAACAAGAUGAGACGGUUCCUGAGAACUGGACAUGACCCUGCCCGGGAAAGGCUAAAGCGGGAUCUGUUCCACUUUAACAAGACCGUGGAGCAUGGCUUCCCACACCAGCCCAGCGCCCUUGGCUAUAGCCCUUCACUGCGCAUCCUGGCCAUCGGUAUCCGCUCUGGAGCUGUCAAGCUAUAUGGUGCCCCCGGGGUAGAGUUCAUGGGGCUUCACAAGGAGAACAAUGCUGUGUUGCAGAUCCACUUCCUGCCUGGUCAGUGUCAGCUGGUCACUCUGCUGGAUGACAACAGCCUGCACCUGUGGAGCCUGAAUGUCAAGGGUGGAGUGUCAGAGCUGCAGGAAGAAGAGAGCUUCACAUUGCGUGGCCCCCCAGGGGCUGCCCCCAGUGCCACGCAGAUCACUGAGAUCCUACCUCAUUCCUCCGGAAAACUGCUUUACCUGGGCACGGAGAGCGGGAGCGUGUUCGCGGUGCAGCUGCCGGGGUUCCGCAUGCUGGACGACAGGACCAUCAGUUCAGAUGCCGUACUGCAGUGGUUGCCAGAGGAAGCCCGCCACCGGCGAGUGUUUGAGAUGGUGGAGGCUUUGCAGGAGCACCCUCGAGACCCCAACCAAAUCCUCAUUGGCUACGGCCGAGGCCUUAUCGUCAUCUGGGACCUUCGGGGCAGCCGAGUGCUCAGUCACUUCCUCAGCAGCCAGCAACUGGAGAAUGUCAGCUGGCAACGGGAUGGCUGCCUGAUUGUCACCUGCCACUCUGACGGCAGCCACUGCCAGUGGCCUGUGUCCAGUGACGCCCAGAACCCAGAACCUCUACGCAGCUCAAUACCUUACGGUCCCUUUCCUUGCAAAGCUAUAACCAAAAUCUUCUGGCUUACCACCAGACAAGGGUUGCCCUUCACCAUCUUCCAGGGCGGUAUGCCACGGGCCAGUUAUGGGGACCGCCACUGCAUCUCAGUGGUCCACAACGGCCAGCAGACGGCCUUCGACUUCACGUCUCGUGUCAUCGACUUCACUGUUCUCACGGAUGCCGACCCUGCGGCUGCCUUUGAUGACCCCUACGCCCUGGUGGUGCUAGCCGAGGAGGAACUGGUGGUGAUUGACCUGCAGACACCCGGCUGGCCACCAGUCCAGCUGCCCUACCUGGCUUCCCUGCACUGUUCCGCCAUUACCUGCUCCCACCACGUCUCCAACAUCCCCCUGAAACUGUGGGAACGUGUCAUCGCCGCAGGCAGCCGCCAGAACUCACACUUCUCCACCAUGGAGUGGCCCAUAGAUGGGGGCACCAGCCUGGCCCCACCUCCACCCCAGAGAGACCUGCUGCUCACAGGGCACGAGGAUGGCACGGUGCGGUUCUGGGAUGCCUCAGGGGUCUGCUUACGGCUGCUCUACAGACUCAGCACCGUGAAGGUGUUUCUCACAGACACAGACCUCAGUGAGAACCUCAGUGCCCAGGGUGAGGACGAGUGGCCCCCACUCCGCAAGGUGGGCUCCUUUGAUCCGUACAGUGAUGAUCCUCGGCUGGGCAUCCAGAAGAUUUUCCUCUGUAAAUACAGUGGCUACCUGGCUGUGGCAGGCACGGCAGGGCAGGUGCUGGUGCUGGAGCUGAACGAUGAGGCAGCAGAGCUUGCAGUGGACCAGGUGGAGGUUGACCUGCUGCAGGACCAGGAGGGCUACCGCUGGAAGGGCCACGAGCGCCUCGCCGCCCGCCCCGGGCCCGUGUGCUUUGAGGCAGGCUUUCAGCCCUUUGUACUGGUGCAGUGCCAGCCCCCAGCUGUGGUCACCUCCUUGGCUCUGCACUCUGAGUGGCGGCUUGUGGCCUUCGGCACCAGCCAUGGUUUCGGCCUCUUCGAUCACCAGCAGCGGCGGCAGGUCUUUGUCAAGUGCACACUUCACCCCAGUGACCAGCUGGCCUUGGAGGGCCCACUGUCUCGAGUAAAGUCCCUCAAGAAGUCUCUACGUCAGUCAUUCCGUCGGAUGCGUCGCAGCCGAGUGUCCAGUCAUAAACGGCGGCCCGGUGGCCCCACAGGCGAGGCGCAGGCUCAGGCUGUGAACACCAAGGCCGAGCGGACAGGCCUGCAGAACAUGGAGUUGGCACCUGUGCAACGUAAGAUUGAGGCCCGCUCAGCAGAGGACUCCUUCACCGGCUUUGUUCGGACCCUCUAUUUUGCUGAUACCUACCUGAGGGACAGCUCCCGCCACUGUCCCUCGCUGUGGGCUGGCACCAACGGAGGCACCGUCUAUGCCUUUUCCCUGCGUGUGCCUCCUGCAGAGAGAAGAGCAGACGAACCUGUCCGGGCGGAGCAGGCCAAGGAGAUCCAGCUAAUGCAUCGUGCACCUGUAGUGGGCAUCCUGGUGCUGGACGGACACAAUGUACCCCUUCCUGAGCCCCUGGAAGUAGCCCAUGACCUGUCAAAGAGCCCAGACAUGCAAGGCAGCCACCAGUUGCUUGUGGUGUCAGAGGAGCAAUUCAAGGUAUUCACAUUGCCCAAGGUGAGCGCCAAGCUGAAGCUGAAGCUGACAGCCCUGGAAGGCUCACGGGUCCGACGAGUCGCUGUUGCCCACUUUGGCAGCUGCAGGGCUGAGGACUAUGGGGAGCACCACCUGGCAGUGCUCACCAACUUGGGUGACAUCCAGGUGGUCUCAAUGCCACUGCUCAAGCCCCAGGUACGGUACAGCUGCAUCCGCCGGGAAGAUGUCAGCGGCAUAGCCUCCUGUGUCUUCACCAAAUAUGGUCAAGGUUUCUAUCUGAUAUCACCUUCGGAGUUCGAGCGCUUUUCUCUCUCCACCAAGUGGCUGGUUGAGCCCCGGUGUUUGGUGGAUUCACCCAAAGCCAAGAGCCGCAGCCGGCCCAGUAACGGCAAUGGCACAGGCCCCAAAAGGACCUCGGGCCAAGUCAGGAACUCAAGGAGCCAGAGUGAUGGAGAUGAGAAGAAGCCUGGCCCAGUGAUGGAGCACGCACUGCUCAGUGAUGCCUGGGUCCUAAAGGAAAUCCAGAGCACGCUGGAGGGGGACCGGGGGAGCUAUGACAAUUGGCAUCCUCACCACGUGGCUGUAGGCUACAGGCUCAGCAAUGGAGAAGCAGAGUGAAUGGGACGGCAUCCAGGCUGUGAGAUGAACACACACUACUGAGGGCCUUUCCAGCCCGAGCCGGGCCAGGGGCUGCCAGUGCCCUGGUCACCUUCCUGUUGCUGCUUCUGGUCUCAGGAGAGGUCCCACCAGGGCCUCAUUCCUGGGCCCUGUCUGUCCUGACCCUUUUGUCAAUGUUGCACAGUUUUUAUCCACCCCCCCCCCUUUUGUAGUGGGCUGGGUUUUAAAUUAUAAAUUUUAACCACCUCUGAGUAAAACUGAGUUUUUAAUAAACACCUUGUUUCGUCUUCACU